AUGAACAGCAUUAACUACCAGGCUUUCAACAGCCUGGAGCCCUCAAAACAGCAGAACUAUGAUUUCCUUUCAUUCACUGCGCCUUUGGACAUUGUCGCACCCUCCCCCGAUCUGUUUGAGACUGAACUCGAUUUAAACCUCGAGGGACUCGACGACUCGCAGAUUCCUUUUUUCACCGUUGAUUCCAACGAUGCCUUCAGCCAACUGAGGUCAGGCAACCCUACCUGCGGUCCCCCUUCUACGUUCACCAUCUCCAGCGAAUCGACAUAUGAAUCGACACCAUCUGCCUACUCUGCAUCGUAUUACAAUAACUACACCCCCUCAGCUUACGCCACCUCCGCGUACUCACUUGAGUUCAAUGAGGUGGACUUGAGGCGUAUCGAUCUCAAUACUUUCGCUGACUCCUUCGGCCCGAGCAUUGCCGUUGACACCGUCGAUCCCACUACGUUUAAUGACAGUCCCUCCCCUUCGUCGACAUCCACGCAUGCCCUGUCUGCGUACGAGGUAGUUGAGGAGUAUGAGAAAUAUAUUCCUCGCAGCUCCUCCGACUACUCGCCCAGCAACCGCGAAGCGGACAUUUUCUCCCACCAACCACAUACCCAUAAGGCAGCUCCGCCUGCUGCUUCAGCAACCAAGCCCUCUAGACGGGUCUCUAGCGCCAGCGAUGCGGGCCGUCCUGUCGACCCUCGCCGCAAGUUCAAGUGUACCGUCUGCUGCCACGGUUCGUCUCCUCAACGCACCCCUUUGAUCGACGCUGGAAUCUGA
This is a messenger RNA of Pleurotus ostreatus (oyster mushroom), 765 nucleotides long. RefSeq lists its product as uncharacterized. The transcript has 2 exons. The record is from RefSeq and is a predicted model, not a curated record. Lineage: Eukaryota; Fungi; Basidiomycota; Agaricomycetes; Agaricales; Pleurotaceae. Bases 1 to 765 code for a protein of 254 amino acids.